Exaiptasia diaphana is the source of this 2563-nucleotide messenger RNA. Its product is annotated as apoptosis-inducing factor 1, mitochondrial. Gene Ontology annotation, molecular function: FAD binding; NAD(P)H oxidase H2O2-forming activity; protein dimerization activity. The coding region runs from base 169 to 2334 and encodes 721 amino acids. Lineage: Eukaryota; Metazoa; Cnidaria; Anthozoa; Actiniaria; Aiptasiidae. The transcript is spliced from 18 exons. The record is from RefSeq and is a predicted model, not a curated record. Gene Ontology annotation, cellular component: mitochondrion; cytoplasm. Gene Ontology annotation, biological process: apoptotic process; mitochondrial respiratory chain complex assembly.
CAAAUAUGAAUACAUUAUGGCCCGGCGCGCAUGAGGAAACGCACGUUUGAAAAUAGCCGAUUGACAAAGCGUUUGUGUCACGAGAUGUGUUCUCAUUCCUAUUUAGCCUCUCAGUCUUGAAUACUACCACGAUAGAGCUCAGUCUUUGAGACAGAAUACUGCUUGGAAAUGAAUUUUUAUCAAGCCCCAAUGACCCUGGCGCGUUUAGCAAGACUCUCCGUGAGACAAGGUCUACUUUCCCGCAAUUCUGCACAACGUAUUAUCAACAGAGGACUUUUCUACACACAAAGAAAAAGACCAUCAACGCCUGAGGAGAACUUGGUUAUGGUCACUGGACUAGCGAGUGCAAUAGCUAUGAUUGGACUGUGGAUAGCUGUCUUACCCCAUCUACGCAACUUCCUCUUCCAAAAGUUUAUUUUCACGUGUUGUGUUAUAUUACGUAAAGAAAGCUUUAAAAUGUCUUUAGUUGCUUGUAGUAGAUUUUUAAGGCCUUCCAUAGCGAGGUUAAGACCUGUAUUAAGGUCAAGUCAACUUGGUAGAGUUAAAAGAUUCAGCAGUAUUCAUCAAAAAGGAGGAACAGAGGGUCAAGACAAUCUUUUCGUUAUUCUUGGUCUUGGUGUUCUCGGAGCUGCUACUGCAGUCGGUGCAUAUAGUGGUCUCUUUACACCUAAGAAACCUCAGCAAAUACACCAGAUUCAGACAACAGAAGAAACAAAUUUUGAAAAUGAAGCAGUUGUGGUUGAAAAAACAGAAGAGGUAGAAGAAGGCAAGGUACAAGAACAAACAGAUGCCCCACCAGAAGCUGAAACAUCACAAGCAACAGACGAAGAACCAUCAACACCAUCAGCACCUCCAUUACCAGAAAUUCCAGAAAAAGUAACAUAUGUCUUGAUUGGAGGAGGAACUGCUUCUUUUGCUGCUUAUAGAGCUAUUAGGAAAGGUGAUCCAAAAGCACAGGUGCUUAUUAUUGGUGAAGAAGAACAUCCUCCAUACAUGAGACCACCCUUGUCAAAAGAAUUCUGGUACGGUGAUGACGAUGUAGCUGUUGCAAACCUAAGAUUUAAACAGUGGAAUGGAAAAGAAAGGAGCAUAUUAUUUGAACCAGACUCAUUCUACUGUUCACCCCAAGAGCUUCCAACAAAAGAGGAAGGGGGUGUGGCAUUCCUUAAGAAUAAAAAGGUUGUGAGUGUCAAUCCCAAAGACAAAAAGGUUAUAUUAGAUGAUGGCAAGGAAAUUGAAUAUGGAAAACUGCUUCUUGCUACAGGUGGAUCACCCAAAAGUCUCCCAGUUUUUGAAAAUGCAACUGAAAAUAUUAAAAGCAAAGUCACAUUAUUUCGGAAGAUCACUGACUUUCAAAGCCUAGAUAAAAUCACACAAACUGCCAAAUCUAUUGUUGUAGUUGGUGGGGGAUUUUUAGGGAGUGAAUUGGCCUGUGCUCUUGGCCAUAAAGCAAAGAAAAAUCAAAUGAGUGUAACUCAGAUAUAUCCUGAAAAAGGUAACAUGGCUAAAGUACUUCCUAAAUAUCUCAGCAGUUGGACUACAAACAAAGUAAAAAAUGAGGGAGUUCAUGUUGUACCCGAGUCAAAAAUCAGCAGUGUUUCAAUGAAUGGCAGCCAAGUAGAACUUUCUCUUGAGAAUGGGUUAAAAAUAAAUGCUGAUCAUGUCAUUGUUGCGGUUGGUUUGGAUGCUAAUGUGGAUCUUGCCAAGUCAGCAGGUCUAGAGGUUGACAGAAAUCUUGGUGGAUUUCAUGUUAAUUCAGAAUUAGAAGCUCGUUCAAAUAUCUGGGUUGCGGGGGACGCUGCAUGUUUCUAUGACCCUAACCUUGGUCGUAGGAGAGUAGAACACCACGAUCAUGCUGUAGUUAGUGGAAGACUUGCUGGUGAAAACAUGACAGGUGCUGGAAAGCCUUACUGGCAUCAGUCCAUGUUCUGGAGUGAUUUAGGUCCUGAGGUUGGCUAUGAAGCUAUUGGUCUCGUUGAUUCUUCCUUACCUACUGUUGGUGUCUGGGCCAAGGCAACCAAGCAAGACACACCUAAGGCAGUUGUAGAAGCUACUGGUGAAAGUAUACGAUCAGAAACGGAGAAGACUUCAGAACAAAAACCCAAAUCAAAAUAUGUCGAAGUUAAACUUCCAAAACCAGAACCAGAAGAAAAAGAAGAGUUUGGAAAAGGAGUUGUAUUCUAUCUUCAAGAUAAAAAAGUUGUUGGUGUAGUAAUGUGGAAUGUCUUCAAUAGAAUGCCAAUCGCAAGAAAGGUAAUUAAAGAAGGUCGAACUUGGAACGACCUCAAUGAAUUAGCAAAGUUGUUCAACAUUCAUGGCAAGGACGACGAGUGAAUUAUUUCAAGAACAAAUAUAAAGAAGAUAAAAACUUUUAUCAAAAGAUGUGUUCGGUGUGGGGAGAUGUCUUGAUAAGCAAAGAAGGUGUUAAUAGUAAAGGCUUUUUCUUCGCUCUUUACUGCCAUGGGUGAUUUGCGCCAAGCAGUGAAAUGUUUAGGAACUCUCGAACAUGUACAUUUGUGAAAAACAACUGAAAUUUGAUCAAAAUAAAAUGAUUUUUAUUUAC